AUGAAAUCUACUCUUUUCUUCAACUUUAUAUUAAGGUUUGUCGAAAGUUCAUCGAGCAGUAUUUUAAGGCAUCCUUCUCAAUUGUUAUUAUAUCUAAAUAAAUGUGUCAAUAUUAAAGGAAAUUUCUUUUUUUUAUACAAAAGCAUAUAUUUUCAUGCAUUUUUAUUGUUAGAAAUUCUAAUUUAUAAAUACUUUAAUAUAUAUAGACAUACAGAUAAUUUUAUAUUAAAUAAUUAUUCUAAAGAAAAUAUUUUUAUAAAUAUAGCAAAACUAAAUUUAAUAAUCGAUUUAUAA
Pneumocystis jirovecii RU7 is the source of this 294-nucleotide messenger RNA. RefSeq lists its product as uncharacterized. NCBI's taxonomy places the organism in Eukaryota, Fungi, Ascomycota, Pneumocystomycetes, Pneumocystales, Pneumocystaceae. The transcript is spliced from 6 exons. The record is from RefSeq and is a predicted model, not a curated record. Bases 1 to 294 code for a protein of 97 amino acids.